Closterium sp. NIES-65 is the source of this 252-nucleotide messenger RNA. The record is from the annotation of a GenBank genome assembly. Lineage: Eukaryota; Viridiplantae; Streptophyta; Zygnematophyceae; Desmidiales; Closteriaceae.
GUGGUGGAGACUUCUACCACUGUUACGGCGAAAGGUAACAAAAAGUGCAAUUUUGUCGGAACUGAUUUAUUCACCAAGGAGCGGUGGGAAGAGAUGGCGCCGUACUCGCACAGUGUCGAGGUUCCAAAAGUAAACUUCAGCGACUAUACAGUCCUAGACAUUACAUCUGAAGGCAUGCUAUCUCUUAUGAGCCAUACGGGUGACACGAGGGACGAUCUUCCCCUCCCCCCGGACGAGGCUCUCAGCUCACAG